Spodoptera frugiperda (fall armyworm) is the source of this 1761-nucleotide messenger RNA. RefSeq lists its product as uncharacterized. The record is from RefSeq and is a predicted model, not a curated record. The coding region runs from base 1 to 1761 and encodes 586 amino acids. NCBI's taxonomy places the organism in Eukaryota, Metazoa, Arthropoda, Insecta, Lepidoptera, Noctuidae. Gene Ontology annotation, molecular function: catalytic activity. The transcript has 2 exons.
AUGACUCUCACAACAAACAAUUGGCCCCAAGUCCCCGGCGUCUCCAGUAGUGACGACGCCGAUGACAGUAGGCUGAAUCACUCUGGAGCAAGGGGCGCAUACAAUCCCCGGGUGAGGACUCCUAACUGUCGAACGACUUUGGCAAAUCAAAUGGACUCUGAUAAACUAAAAAUUUUAACAUUUAAUGUUAGAACUCUUGGCACCGAAGAAAGGCUUAUCGAAUUGGAACAUGCACUGUCACAUAUAAAAUGGGAUAUCAUAGGUCUUGCAGAGGUAAGAAGAGAAGGAGAAAAGAUCUUAGAGAGGGAAGACAGCAUAUUUUAUCACAUGGGUGAAAGCAGCAGUCAAUAUGGAGUAGGAUUCUUAAUACACAAAAAAUGGAAAAACAACAUCAUAGAGUUUAUAUCAUAUUCAGAUCGCAUAGCCUUACUUAAAUUUAAGAUAGAUCACACGAAGACCCUCACCAUCAUUCAAGUAUACGCACCAACAUCAACCCACACUGACGAUGAAAUUGAGGAGUUCUAUGACCUCCUCAACCGAGCAUGCGACGAACAUAGGGGAACUUGGAUGAUGGUUAUAGGGGAUUUUAAUGCAAAAAUCGGCUCAGCACUACCAUCGGAUAACUACAACAUUUUAGGACCACAUGGCAUAGGCCAUAGAAACGAUCGCGGCACGCGUCUAAUUCAGUUUGCAUCAAGUCAAAACUUAAACAUAAACAACACAUUUUUCUACAAAAAACCACACCGUCGCUGGACGUGGUUCUCCCCUGAUGGCCACACCAAAAAUGAAAUAGACUUUAGCCUCUCCUCCACAAAACAAAUAGUCACCAAUAUCGAAGUACUAAACAAUUUUAAAUUCAGCUCUGAUCAUCGCCCUCUCAGGAUUACACUCUCAUUUAACGCGAAAAUACGAAGGAUACGCAUGAUACAAAAUUCUAUAAAAAGAAUAGAUAAAUCGACAUUGAUAGCUAAUAAAGAAUACUUCCUAUUGGAGCUGAAAAACAGUUUUCAAACACUUCAUUUAGACACAGAAGAUGUAGAAACACAAUACAGAAAUAUAUCAAAAUGUAUACAAGCAGCGAGUCGAAACAUUAAAACAGCAAGAACUAAAACGAAGAAAUUAAGUCCAUCUACCAUAAAACUAAUAGAAGAACGACAGAAACUUAACAUUCACACACCAGAAUACAAGUCUAAAGAUAAAGAAGUUAAACGAAAAAUACGUACAGAUAUCCGAAAUUAUAAUACUCAGGGAGUCAAACAAGGUGACCCGCUAUCUCCGAAACUCUUCACCGCAACUCUUGAAGAGGUAUUCAAAAAACUUGCAGCGUGCUGGAGUACGAGGGGCGUGGUCGUCGGGGAGAAGAGGCUAACAAACCUCCGUUUCGCAGACGACAUAGUACUCUUCUCUUCUUCAGCGUCUGAGCUAGGCGGCAUGAUCAACGAACUCAGCAGGGCGAGCCUUGAGGUUGGACUGAAGAUGAACAUGUCGAAGACCAAACUAAUGACCAACAGUAUCAAAUAUAGGUUAGAAGUAGAUGGCGCAGAAAUGGAAUACGUCCAUGAAUACAUCUAUCUGGGCCAACUAGUCUCUUUCCAGGCGAGACAAGAAAGAGAAGUUGCUAGACGCACCGAAAACGCCUGGAAAAGCUAUUGGUCCAUGAGGGACCUAAUGAAAGGAAACCUCCCAUUGGCAUUAAAAAGGAAGCUCAUGGACGUGUGUAUUCUGCCCAUCCUAACCUAUGGCGCUCAACCUGGUCUUUGA